Molecule: messenger RNA, 1857 nt
Organism: Colletotrichum destructivum
Lineage: Eukaryota; Fungi; Ascomycota; Sordariomycetes; Glomerellales; Glomerellaceae
Product: Putative peptidase S8/S53 domain, peptidase S8, subtilisin, Ser-active
Exons: 7
Coding region: 1-1857 (618 amino acids)
Biological process (GO): proteolysis
Molecular function (GO): serine-type endopeptidase activity
Source: RefSeq, a predicted model, not a curated record
AUGCUCUCCAGAAGCCUCCUCUGGGGUCUUGUCUUACUCUUUCUAAGUAAUAGAGUCCUUACGCUUACCUAUCAAGACGGAUCACAGAACCUAGUACACAAUAUACCUACUCUACCAUCUUCCGCAUCCACCGCAAGGUCUACUCCAUAUGUCAUCCUUAUGACAUGGAGCGCCACCAGGGAGCAGAUCCAGGACCUUAACAACACACUCUCAACACACGCUACCCCAGGGUCUCUGGAGGGAAAAACCAGCAUACACACCGGCCUAAUCGUCUUCUUCAAGGCGGCCAUCAGCUCCAUCCAGGCCAACGCCAUUAAGAAGCUUCCCGGCGUUGCUGUUGUGACCCCUGAUUUGAUGCUCGAAGAAAAACUACCGCCCCCCUGGUCGUCGCCGCCGUCGUUGACGCCUCGUCAAGAAUCGCCCAAGGAUCAGUCCGGCUCGCCGCUGACGAACGUCCGGAACCCGGUCAACGUCCGCCUCCAGUCGGUGGCUCCCACAGAGCUUAAAGUCAUUUCGCAGCCCCCUGGCUCGGUGCGCGCCGCUGAUCUCCCCGGCUUUGCGUACGCCUCUGAGGCAGGUAGAGGGGUGACGAUCUACGUGAUUGACACUGGCGCUAACGCUCAGAAUCCAGAAUGGAAAGGCAUGACUGGGAGUAAGAGAUUUAUGUACCUGCCUGAAGCUGAGGAGACGAUGACGGACGGACAUAAAUCAGGCCACGGCUCCUGCGUGUCGUCCAAGGCGACAGGUUCAUUAUUCGGUACCGCUAAAAACGCUGACAUCGUCAUGCUUAAGGUGCCUAAAGAGUUACCAUGGACAUCCGCUACCUUGGCAGCGCUUGUGGAUAUUAGCGACGACGUUGAACGCAAGGGAAUCAAGGGCAAGGCUGUAGUUAACAUAUCCUUAGGGCAGCGCUUCCCUAUGAAAGAGGAAUCUACUGUAGAGGCCUAUAAACACUUACUCAUCAUUCUUAUGCGUAAAGACAUUGUCGUUGUUACAGCGUCAGGUAAUUCAAGAGAAUGGUUUAACAAACUGUCAGACCACCCAGCCCUCUUCAGCUAUGACACAGACCUUAUUGUUGUUGGCGCCGUUGACAACGAUGGUUCCCGCGCCGAUUACUCCCAGGGCACCAUCGAAGAGUUGACUAAAUCUGCCCCAGGCGAUGUUGUGUGCGCCUCAAGUACAUCCUUAGGCUGGUUAAAGAAAUCUGGCACUUCCUUUGCCGUCCCUGCCGUUGUAGGUGUUAUUGCCGUCUGGCUCUCCCAGGACGAACAUGCCGCCGAGCUCCAGGUUCCUGGCGAGGUCGCCGCUAAGGUCAAAGCCAAAGUCAAGAAAUUUUCGUACCCGCGCGUCAAGGGCGGGCCACCUGUGAUCUGGAACGGCAUUGACCCGCGUGAACUAGUUUGCAAAUCGCCAAAAAGGCCGGGCGGCGCCGGGUCGGGCUGCCGAAUGACCCUGGAUCCCCCCGCCUCGGCUCGGCCUCCGCAGCCCCCUAAACCCCAAUGGAGCAAGAAGCCGCAGGGAUUCCGCAGGGUCUUUGAACAGGAUGGUGUCAUAGGACGCGGCUACGUCGAACGCUGGAACAGCUCAGAUUUCGAUAUCAAGGACAACGUCGAGCAGUGGUGCCUAGACAGAUGUAGAGGCAAGUGCGCCUCUGUCUUCCUCUACCGGGUAGUACAGUUUAGUAGCUGGGAGUAUAACGAGUCUUAUAUCUGCAACAUGUACGUUGUUAGGAAUACUGUACGUAAGCAAGGAAAAGAGACACUAACUGACCUGACAUCUAGGUACCACUCAAAGUGGUCAAAAAGAUUUGUAGGAUCCGCCUCAAAAAGCGCCGACGCAGGAAUCGCUUUUAAGUAA